This is a messenger RNA of Musa acuminata subsp. malaccensis (wild Malaysian banana), 1419 nucleotides long. RefSeq names its product ATP-dependent 6-phosphofructokinase 2-like. The record is from RefSeq and is a predicted model, not a curated record. Lineage: Eukaryota; Viridiplantae; Streptophyta; Magnoliopsida; Zingiberales; Musaceae. Gene Ontology annotation, molecular function: ATP binding; 6-phosphofructokinase activity. Gene Ontology annotation, biological process: glycolytic process; fructose 6-phosphate metabolic process. Gene Ontology annotation, cellular component: cytoplasm.
AUGGCUCUCCCCUCCAACGCCUCCUCCGUACCCGCUACUGUCUCCGACGCCGACGAGUUCACGCUCCCGCCCUUGGCUCUCCGGGCGCUCCCACACCUCUCCGACUACCUCCCGAACCCCCCCGCCCUCACCAACCCCAUCGACCGUAACCCCUUCUACCGCCCCUCCGACGGCUUCUACAUCGCUCCCUCCGACUUCAUCCUUCGCCACAUCCUCUUCGACCUCUCCUCCCCCUCCGCCGUCGGAGAUCUCCUCGUUGCCUACCACCGCGCCGGGCCCCGCCGAACCAUCCGCUUCGACCCGGCGGACGUGCGGGCGGCCAUCGUCACCUGCGGCGGGCUCUGCCCGGGGAUGAACACGGUGAUCAGGGAGCUGGUGGUGGGGCUGUGGGAGCUCUACGGCGUCCGGCACAUCUUCGGCGUGCCGUCGGGCUACCGGGGGUUCUACUCGGCCGAGCAGCUGCCGCUGGACCCCAUGAUCGUGCACGGCUGGCACAAGAUGGGCGGCACGGCUCUCGCCACGUCCAGGGGCGGAUUCGACCUCGAGAAGAUCGUCGAUGCCAUCGAAGCGCGCCGUUUCAACCAGGUAUACUGCAUUGGAGGCGACGGAACCAUGAAAGGCGUGGUUAAGAUUUACAAAGAGAUUCAGCGUCGCAAGCUCAAUGUAUCGGUAACCGGAAUUCCGAAAACAGUAGACAACGACAUCGGCAUCAUAGACAAGUCAUUUGGAUUCCAGACGGCCGUCGAGAUAGCGCAGCAAGCGAUCAGCGCAGCCCAUGUGGAGGCCGAGAGCGCCGUGAACGGCGUCGGGCUUGUGAAGCUGAUGGGCAGGAGCACCGGGCACAUUGCACUGCAUGCCACGUUGAGCAGCCGCGACGUGGACUGCUGCUUGAUCCCUGAGAACGACUUCUUCUUGGAAGGGAAAGGUGGACUCUUCGAGUUCCUCGACCAGAGGUUGAAGCAGAAUGGGCAUGCCGUCGUUGUGAUAGCCGAGGGAGCAGGACAGGGUUUGAUACCACGAACGGAUGCCGAGGAGGAGAAGGAUGAGUCAGGCAAUCCGGUGUUUCUGGAUGUAGGAACGUGGCUGAAAUCUGAGCUGAACAAGUGGUGGGAGGUAGAACAUGCGGGACAACUGUUCACAGUGAAGUAUAUCGAUCCCAUGUAUAUGAUACGGGCAGUGCCGGCUAAUGCAACAGACAACCUAUACUGCACCAUAUUGGCUCAUUCUGCAAUCCAUGGAGUGAUGGCAGGGUACACUGGAUUUGUGGCUGGCCCAAUAAAUGGUAACUAUGGCUACAUCCCGGCGGAGGAGGCGGCAGUCGUAAGGAAUGUGGUGGACACAAGAGAUCACAAAUGGGCGUGGGUACGAACAGUGACAAAUCAACCUGAUUUUGUGAAGAGCUAAAUGCUAUGAUCUUCG